Balaenoptera musculus (blue whale) is the source of this 1089-nucleotide messenger RNA. Its product is annotated as ribonuclease H2 subunit B-like. Gene Ontology annotation, cellular component: nucleoplasm; ribonuclease H2 complex. NCBI's taxonomy places the organism in Eukaryota, Metazoa, Chordata, Mammalia, Artiodactyla, Balaenopteridae. The record is from RefSeq and is a predicted model, not a curated record. Gene Ontology annotation, biological process: RNA catabolic process; ribonucleotide metabolic process.
UGCGGCCACCGGGACCAAACGGGCGGCAUGGCAGGAGACGUGGACUGCGGAGAAGGGGCUCGCGCCCGGCGGCACGUGUUCCUAGUCCCAGAGUAUUUAAAAGAUGCUUCAAAGAAGAUGAAAAGUGGGCUUAUGUUUGUAAAACUGGUUAACCCAUGUUCAGGGGAAGGAGCCAUUUACUUGUUCAAUAUGUGUCUACCGCAGCUGUUUGAAAUAGUUUUCAAGGAAAAAAACCAUUCUUGGUUUAUAAAUGAAUCAGGAGUUCUUCUUCACUUUGCCACACCCAUGGACCCUCUGUUUCUGCUUCUCCACUACCUUAUAAAGGCUGAUAGAGAGGGAAAGUUUCAGCCCCUGGAUCAAGUUGUGAUGGAUGACAUGUUUCCGAAUUGCAUCCUGUUGCUGAAACUUCCUGAACUUGAGAAGUUACUUCCACAUGUGACAGAGGAGAAAGAAAUAGACAAGAAGAAAUAUUACAAGUACAGCAAAGAGAAGACAUUAAAAUGGCUGGGAAAAAAGGUUAAUCAGACUAUGGCAGCAUUAAAAACCAAUAAUGUAAAUGUCGCUGCCCGGGUACAGUCUACUGCAUUUUUCUCUGGUGACCCGGUUUCCAGUGACAAGGAAGAGGAUUAUAUUUGUUAUACCCAUGGUCUGAUAUUUGAUUACAUCCCUGAAGAAUUAAGUGAUGACUUAUCUAAAUAUUUAAAGCUUCCAGAACGUCCAGCUUCAGUGCCAAACCCUCCAUCAAAGAAAGUAAAGUUAUCAGAUGAGCCCGUAGAAGCAAAAGAAGAUUACACUAAGUUUAACACUAAAGAUUUGAAGACUGUAAAGAAAAACAGCAAAAUGACUGCAGCUCAGAAGGCUUUGGCUAAAGUUGACAAGAGUGGAAUGAAAAGUAUUGAUUCCUUUUUUGGUGUGAAACAUGUUAAAAAAUUGGAAAGAUUUGAAACAUUGAAAAUUAAAUUGAGCAAAAAUAUUUGCCUUCUACAUGUCCCAUUUUCAUCCUUCCUCCAUUCCACUGUACUUCCUAACCCUCAAUUACCACCUUUUGAAAAAAAGUAGGACGGGGGCAAUUUUCAGAUUCACUUGAAC